AUGCACCGAUCGUUUACAGUGUUAUCAAAAAACCUAAGAACCAUUGCUUCAAAUGGCUUAUUCACAUCAUCUUCUUCAUCAGUACAACACCAAUUCCAUUCCUCCAACAACAACAACCACGAGUCUUCAUCUUCCCCAAUUGGCUCUCCAACCAGAGUCCAGAAACUCAUCGCUUCCCAAUCAGACCCUCUUCUCGCCAAAGAAAUCUUCGAUUACGCUUCUCUCCAACCCAACUUCUGCCACAAUUACUCCACCUACCUCAUCCUCAUCCUCAAAUUCGGUCGCUCCAAACACUUCUCCCUCCUCGAAAACCUCCUCCGUCAACUCAAAUCCGAUUCCCAACCCAUCACCCCUACCCUCUUCUCUUACCUAAUCAAAAUCUACGGCGAAGCUAAUUUACCCGACAAAGCCCUCAACACUUUCUACACCAUGCUUCAAUUCAAUAUCAAACCUUUAACCAAACACCUUAACCGCAUUCUUCAAAUUCUCGUUUCUCGCCGGACUUUCCUUCGCCCCGCUUUCGAUCUCUUUAAGGAUGCUCAUCGACAUGGUGUGCUUCCUGAUACUAGAUCUUAUAAUAUUCUCAUGCGGGCUUUUUGUUUUAAUGGUGAUAUCAGUAUUGCAUACAUGCUGUUUAACAAAAUGUUUAAGAGAGAUGUUGUUCCUGAUGUUGAGUCUUAUAGGAUUUUGAUGCAGGCUUUGUGUAGGAAGAGUCAAGUUAAUGGAGCUGUUGAUCUUUUCGAGGAUAUGUUGAAUAAAGGGUUUGUUCCUGAUUCUUUGACUUAUACUACUUUGUUGAAUAGUUUGUGUAGGAAGAAGAAGCUUAGGGAGGCUUAUAAGCUUCUUUGUAGGAUGAAGGUCAAAGGGUGUAAUCCUGAUAUUGUUCAUUAUAAUACGGUUAUAUUAGGGUUUUGUAGAGAAGGGCGAGCUCAUGAUGCUUGUAAGGUUAUCGAUGAUAUGCGGGCUAAUGGGUGUCUGCCGAAUUUGGUUUCUUAUAGGACUUUGGUUAAUGGUUUGUGUCAUUUGGGAAUGCUUGAUGAGGCAAGGGAGUAUGUGGAGGAAAUGCUUUGUAAAGGCUUUUCUCCACACUUUGCUGUCAUCCAUGCUUUGGUGAAUGGGUUUUGCAAUGUUGGUAGGAUUGAGGAAGCCUGUGGAGUUCUCUCGAAAUCGCUAGAGCAUGGGGAUGCUCCUCAUAAGGAUAGUUGGAUGAUUGUAGUACCUCAAAUAUGUGAAGUGGAGGAGGAUGGUGUGAAAAUUGGUGCUGUUUUGGAGGAAGUUCUUAAGAUUGAAAUUAAAGGUAAUACUAGAAUUGUGGAUGCUGGCAUUGGUUUGGAAGACUACUUGAUUAGGAAAAUACGGGCUAAGGCGAGGCAAUUUUAA
Molecule: messenger RNA, 1380 nt
Organism: Vicia faba (fava bean)
Lineage: Eukaryota; Viridiplantae; Streptophyta; Magnoliopsida; Fabales; Fabaceae
Source: the annotation of a GenBank genome assembly